AUGGGCGAAUAUUUGGAUAUUCUAUCUAUCUAUCUAUCUAUCUAUCUAUCUAUCUAUCUAUCUAUCUAUCUAUCUAUGACUUUUAGGACCCCGCGCUUCUUUUGCUUUUCUGCUUUUCUGUUUUUUCCUCUUCUUCCUUCUAUUUUUCUUCGCAUUUUUCGGACACAUUUAUUCCUCCCCCCUCCUCCGUUUUCUUCUUCUUCUUCUUCUUUUUUUCUUCUUCUUCUUCUUCUUCUUCUUCUUCUUCUUCUUCUUCUUCUUCUUCUUCCCAUUUCUAAACCGAUUUCUUUCUUUUACUUUUUUUAUAUUCUUUUUUCUUCUACAUUCUUUGUCAUUUUUCUUCUAUUUUUCUUUCGAUUCCUUCUUCUUCUCGUUCAUUGUCAUCUUUUUUCUAUUUUCUUUCUUUCUUUUCUGUAUCCUUUCUUUUUUCUAUCUUUUUCUUCUUCAUUUGCUUCUUCGCAUACUUCUUCAUUUUCUUAUCUUUCUUCUACUUUUCUUCGUAAUCUGAAUCCGUUUUCUUCUUUUUCUCCUUUUUCUUCUUCUUUUUCUUCUUUUUCUCCUUCUUCUUCUUCUUUUUCUCCUUCUUCUUCUUCUUUUUCUCCUUCUUUUUCUUCUUCUUUCAACGUUUCAACCCAUAUAAUUCUCGGAUGA
This is a messenger RNA of Acanthosepion pharaonis, 651 nucleotides long. The record is from the annotation of a GenBank genome assembly. Lineage: Eukaryota; Metazoa; Mollusca; Cephalopoda; Sepiida; Sepiidae.